CUCUUCAGGAAGAGGAAAGUGCCUUUAAAGGAAGCCUGUGGGCAGUGGUGUGGGGGCGCACACACGCACACACACACUCACACACACACACACUCACACACACACUUGCGUGGGGUGACCUCGCCAUAUAUACAGAGCCGCCCUCGCCUCCUCGAGAGUCCUGAAGGAGAAUCCCCUGGGUGGGGUCCUGCAGGAAUCCCGGCUGGAGCUGACAGGAGUCAGGCCCACUCUGAAGGUUCUCUCCAGCUUCUCUCUCUCCCGUCCUGAUUUUUGCCACGGGAUGCAGUUAUGAAUAAAGCUGCUAUGGACAUUCAAGUACUAGUCUCUAUGUGGACAGAUGUUUUCAUUCCUCUUGGAUAAAUAUGUAGAAGUGGAAUUACGUGAUCAUUCGGACACUGUGCUCUCCCCACAGGAUGGCAUGCUCAAGGACCUGCUCCCGCAUCCUGGGGCUGAGCCUCGGGACUACAGCCCUGUUUGCUGCUGGGGCCAACACGGUGCUCCUCUUUCCUAACUGGGAUGUGACCUACCUGUUGAGGGGCCUCAUUGGCAAGCAUGCCAUGCUGGGCUCUGGGCUCUGGGGAGGAGGCCUCAUGGUACUCACUGCAGCCACCCUCAUCUCCUUGAUGGGCUGGCAAUACGGCUGCUUCAGUAAGAGUGGGCCCUGCCGAAGCAUGCUCGCUGCUCUAUUAUCAAGUGGCCUGGCUUUGCUUGGAGCCUUGAUUUGCUUUAUUACUUCUGGAGUAGCCCUGAAAGAUGGUCCAUUUUGCAUGUUCGAUGUCUCAUCCUUCAACCAGACGCAAGCUUGGAAAUAUGGUUACCCAUUCAAAGACCUACGCGACAGGAAUUAUUUAUAUGACCAUUCCCUCUGGAACUCGGUCUGCCUGGAGCCUUUGAAAGCUGUCAUUUGGCACGUGUCCUUCUUCUCCGCUCUCCUGUGCAUCAGCCUCCUCCAGGUUCUCCUGGUGGUCACCCACUUCUUCAACGCCUUCCUGGGCCUUUUCUGCAGCCUCUGUGAGAAGCCAUAGGCAAUGCCACUUCACGGACACGGCUUUCAUCAGAAACUGCCUUGAAUCCUUUCUGCAACUAGGGUCCUCAUCUGUAAAAUGACCCUAGUCACCUUGAUCUUGGACUCCUGGUUCGUAGGUCGAGGCUCAACCACUGAGCCACACGGGCAGGGCACGUAUCAAUCACAAACAGACUUCCCUUUUAGGUAUUCCUGUGGUAAUUAUAGCAAUAAUAAUUCCUUGCAAGUAUGUUGCAUGAUGUUAUGCAUUUUAAAUCACAUUGUAAACUGCAUGACAUAUUAAUAGAAGGAAUAAUUGUCAUUUUUAUUGUGUAAGAACUUAGUCCAUAAAAUGUCCUCCAGCCAUGAUCUCCUUUCAGCUUAACAACCCCAUAAAAGUUGCCACAUGUAACCCACAGAGAAGUUAAGGCUCCUACAGGAUAAUGGACUUGCUUCCCCAAAGCACUCAGUUAGGUUCAGGUGAAGUCAGUACUUGAGCCCCUAUCUUCUAAAUUCAUCAGUAGUUAUGGACUAAAUUGUGUGUCCCUACCUCCUGCCCACCCCCUGCCGCCCCAAACUCACAGGUUGAAGCCCUAACCCCCAAUGUGACUUUAUUUGGAGGUAGGACCUUGACGGAGCUAAUUAAGGUUAAACAAGGUCACAAGGGAAGGACUCUAACCCAGGAGGACUGACAUCCUUCUAAGAAGAGGAUGAGAUGCCAGAUCUCUCUCUACAUGAGCACCGGAGAAAAGGACGUGGAGGACAUAGCUAGAAGGUUGCCAACUGCAAGCCAAGGAGAACGGCCUCAGACACCAACCUUGUUAGCACCUUGAUCUUGGACUCCCAGCCUCCAGAAAAUAAAUUUCUGUUGUUAAAGCCA
Messenger RNA from Myotis myotis, 1883 nucleotides. It is a transcript of the gene TM4SF19, whose product is annotated as transmembrane 4 L six family member 19. The transcript has 6 exons. Lineage: Eukaryota; Metazoa; Chordata; Mammalia; Chiroptera; Vespertilionidae. The coding region runs from base 414 to 1025 and encodes 203 amino acids. Gene Ontology annotation, cellular component: membrane. The record is from RefSeq and is a predicted model, not a curated record.